UUAAAAAACAAAAUCAAUUAAUUGAUUAUGUAUAAAAACCAUCACCUCAGCAGUAAAAAAUAUAUCUCGCAUUAAGAAACCUAGUAUUUUAUCAUGUUCUAUAUAUCAACCUCAUAAUACAUAUGAUCCAAUUUCAGCGUUUACUAGGUAUCUUAUUAUAACAAAAGUAAAUUCAGUUUUAGCUCACAGCUAUUGGUGAUAAUAUCAUAUUCACUAUGGAUAUUAUUGGUUUGUAAUAUUUAUAUUUAUAAAGUUGUUAAUUGUAAUGAAAUUAAUAUAUUUAAAUAAUUUAAAUUAGAAAUGGCAAACCCAUCUAAUAAUUUGGCAUACAGUAAUUUAAGUCAACAUAUUGAUUUUGAUUCAUUGCCCGAUCCAAGUGAACGUUUUGAGUUACAAGAUUUAAUUGGUGAAGGAACUUAUGGAGAAGUUUAUUCAGCUUAUGAUAAAGAAACUGAUAUGCGUGUAGCUAUUAAAAUAUUAGAAAAUAUUGCGGAAAAUAUUGAAGAAAUUGAAGAAGAAUAUUUAAUUUUACGUGAUAUGGGUUGUCAUCCAAAUAUACCAUUGUUUUAUGGUUUAUAUUUUAAAAAAUCUGAUUCGUUGAAUGACCAAAAUCAAUUGUGGUUUGUCUUAGAGCUUUGUACUGGAGGAUCAGUAACAGACCUUGUACAGGGACUUAAAAAACGUGGAAGCCGUUUAACUGAUAAUCAAAUAGCAUAUAUAAUAAAAGAAACUGUUGAGGCACUUAUUUAUAUGCAUAAUAAUAAUUGUAUACAUCGCGAUGUAAAAGGUCAUAAUAUAUUAUUGACUGAAGAUGGAAAUAUUAAAUUAAUUGAUUUUGGUGUAUCAACACAUCUUGAUACAGAUAUUUCAAGAAAAAAUACUUCUGUUGGUACACCAUAUUGGAUGGCACCUGAGGUAAUAGCUUGUGAGCAACAAUUAGAUUUAACGUACGAUUGUCGUUGUGAUAUAUGGUCAGUUGGAAUAACAACAAUUGAAUUAGCUGAAGGUGAUCCACCAUUAUCUGAAUUACAUCCAAUGCGUGCAUUAUUUCAAAUUCCCCGUAAUCCACCACCAAGUUUAAAAAAUCCUGAUAUUCAUUCACCAGAAUUAUCAGAUUUUAUAACCGAAUGUUUAGUAAAAGAUCUUGAACAUCGGCCAUAUGCAACUGAAUUAAAAGAACAUCCAUUAUUAAAUGAAAUUAAUUUUAUGAUUCCACAAAUAAAAUUACAACUUAAAGAAGAAAUAGAAUAUAAAAAAUCAAUAAAUAAUAAUAUUUCUCGUCGAAUUAUUCAAGUAACAACAAAACAUGGUAAAUUAAAAAUAGAUCGUAAAGCACAACCAAAAAAAAUAUAUUUUGAUGAUUUAGCGGCAUUAGAUUCAUUUAAUGAAGAAAUAAUUAUUAAACAAUUAGAACAAAGAUUUAAAGAUGAACAAAUUUAUACAUAUAUUGGUGAUAUUUUAAUAGCUAUUAAUCCUUAUUGUAAUCUUGGAUUAUAUACAUCAAUAGAACAACGUCGUUAUCGUGGACAAGCAAGAUCAGAUAAUCCACCGCAUAUUUUUGCUGUUGCUGAUUCAGCUUAUCAAGCUUUACUUCAUCAACGUAUUAAUCAAGGAAUAAUAAUAAGUGGUGAAUCUGGUGCUGGUAAAACUGAAAGUGCUAAUUUAUUACUUAAACAAUUAGUAUAUUUAAGUAAAGCACCAAAUCGUAAUAUUGAAGAACAAAUACUUGAAAUAAAUUCAAUAAUGGAAGCAUUUGGUAAUGCUAAAACUGGUAUUAAUAUUAAUUCAUCACGUUUUGGUAAAUAUUUAGAAUUAACAAUGACAAAAGGUGGUAAAGUUACUGGUGCACGUAUUGCCGUAUAUUUGCUUGAACAAUCACGUGUUGUUAGACAAACUAUUGGUGAAUGUAAUUUUCAUAUAUUUUAUUAUAUUAUUGAGGGUUUAAAUGCUGAUGGACGAUUAAAACAAUUUAAUAUUGAUUAUUUGCAACAUCGUAAUUUAUAUAAAUAUUUAAGUUAUAAUAAUAAUAAUAAUAAUAAUAAUAAUAAUAAUAAUAAUAAUAAUAAUGAUGAUGAUAAAAAUAUAAAUAAAUAUUAUCAAGUUAAUAAAAGUUUUAAAAUAAUUGGUUUUCAUGAAAAUCAAGUUGAUACUAUUUAUUCAGUACUUGCAGCAAUAUUAAAUCUUGGUAAUAUUGAAUUUAAACAAAUAAUUAAUAAUGAUGAUGAUCAUGAGGAUAAUAAUGAUAAUAAAAUAAGUGUUGUUGAUAUUGAACCAUUAAAUAAUGUUGCUAAUUUAUUAGGAAUUGAAUCUUAUGAUUUAUUAGAAACAUUAACUUCAAUAUCUGUUGUAACACGAGGUGAAACAAUAACACGUAAUAAUACUAUUGAUGAAGCUAAAUCAACACGAGAUGCUAUGGCUAAAGGUUUAUAUGGACGUUUAUUUGAUUGGAUUGUUAAUCAAAUAAAUAAUCAUAUUAGUUUUAAUCGUACAAUGAAUUAUGAACCUUUAACAAUAUAUUUAUUAGAUAUUUUUGGAUUUGAAAAUUUUCAAAAAAAUUCAUUUGAACAAUUAUGUAUUAAUAUUGCUAAUGAACAAAUACAAUUUUAUUUUAAUCAAAAUAUUUUUACAUGGGAACAACAAGAAUAUAUAGCUGAAGGUAUUCCUGUUGAUUUAAUUGAAUUUUAUGAUAAUCGUCCUGUUUUAGAUAUGUUAUUAAGUAAACCAUUAGGUUUAUUGGCAUUAUUAGAUGAAGAAACAAGAUUUCCAGGAGCUAACGAUAAAUCAUUAAUUGAAAAAUUUCAUAAUAAUAUUAAAUCAAAAUUUUAUGUACGUCCUAAAUCAGAUGCAAUAUGUUUUGCUGUUAAUCAUUUUUCUGGUCGUGUUGUUUAUCAAGCUGAUGGAUUUCUUGAUAAAAAUCGUAAUUUUUUACCACCUGAAGUUAUACAAUUAAUACGUCAAUCACAAUAUGACAUGAUAAGAUUUUUAUUUCAAUGUCCUAUUACUAAAACUGGUAAUUUAUAUUCAGCAACAUGUGAUAAUACUGCAACAACCACAACAAUAAAACAUUUUAACAAUAAUAAUACACAUGAUAAAUAUUUAAAUCGUCCAUUAUCAUCACAAUCACGUGUUCAACAAACAAUAUCAACAUAUUUUCGUUAUUCAUUAAUGGAUUUAUUACAAAAAAUGGUAUCAGGUACACCACAAUUUGUACGUUGUAUUAAACCAAAUGAUAAUUCAACUAAAAAAUUAUUUGAUAAUGAUAAAGUUAUUAAACAAUUACGUUAUAGUGGUGUAUUAGAAACAAUACGUAUAAGACAAAAUGGUUUUUCUCAUCGUAUAUUAUUUGCUGAUUUUCUUAAACGUUAUUGUUUUUUAGCAUUUGGAUGGGAUGAAAUUGUUGUUGCUAAUCGUGAUAAUUGUCGAUUAUUAUUAAUACGUUUAAAAAUUGAUGGUUGGGCAUUAGGUAAAACAAAAGUAUUUUUAAAAUAUUAUCAUGUUGAAUUUUUAUCUAAAAUGUAUGAAGAACAAUUAAAAAAAAUUGUUAGGGUACAAGCUUGUGUAAGAAGAUGGCUUGCUAAAAUUCAUUAUAGAAAAGAAAAAUGGCAAUUGGCAUGUUCAGUUGUUACAUUACAACGACAUAUUAGAGGAUGGUUAUUAAGAAAGCGUAUUAGUGAACAAGUUGAUAUUAAUAAUCAAGAUCAUAUUAGUACUCCAAUUCAUCAGGCAUAUAAUUCUGCUAAAAUUAUUCAACAAUUGAGAGAAGAAAAUAAUGAAAUUUUAAAUAAUUCAUCAAUAAAUAAUAUUGAAAAAAUAAAUCAAGAUAAUGCCGCUGCCGUUAUUAUUCAAAGUAAUUUCCGUGGAUAUACAAUAAGAAAAAAAUUUGGUUCAGAGCUUGAAGAAAAAUUUAAAGAAAUAUUAAAUAAAUAUGAUAAAAAAUCCGAAGCACGUGAAGCAUUAAUAAAUGAAGGUGUAAGUAAUGAGGAUGCUAUUUUAAUUGUUCAUCGAUGGUAUAAACGUGAAAUAUCUCGUCAAAUAAAACCAUCACAAAUAGAUGAAAUUCAUCCAAAAUUAAGACAAGCUGAUCUUAUUCAAUUUUCACAAAAUGUUCAUAUGAAUAAUCAACAAGUUCAUAAAUAUUUACGUCGUAAUAAACCAGGAUUAAGAUUGACAGAUAUUGAUGAACAACUACCAGAAGAUUAUUCACGCCCAGAUGGAUUUAAAAUGGUUGAGACAAUAAUGCAAUAUCGUGAUGAUAGUCAACCAGGGGAUGAUGACACUGUUAAAUAUUAUAAAGAUUUAAAAGAUGAAAUGAGCAGUGGUUCGGAAUUCGAAGAAGACGAAGUUGGCUGGGACUCACCGCUGAUACAGCUGGAAAAUGACCUUCACCCAUCGUUGAGUCGCCAAACUCAAGUUCUAGAGAUGAAAUCAGAAAGAGAAGAUCGAAUAAAAUCACAAGGCGACUACGCGAUUGCACCAGAACAACAACUAUCGGAUAUAUGGCACAAAGCCCUGAGACAACCAACGACAAUGACAGAAAGUUCUGGAAAUUCUAUAAGGUUAAAUUUCUUAUAA
Messenger RNA from Microplitis demolitor, 4572 nucleotides. RefSeq names its product myosin-IIIb. The coding region runs from base 301 to 4572 and encodes 1423 amino acids. Lineage: Eukaryota; Metazoa; Arthropoda; Insecta; Hymenoptera; Braconidae. Gene Ontology annotation, biological process: protein phosphorylation. The transcript is spliced from 7 exons. Gene Ontology annotation, cellular component: myosin complex. The record is from RefSeq and is a predicted model, not a curated record. Gene Ontology annotation, molecular function: cytoskeletal motor activity; protein binding; protein kinase activity.